Messenger RNA from Cynara cardunculus var. scolymus (artichoke), 2771 nucleotides. RefSeq names its product pathogenesis-related homeodomain protein. Gene Ontology annotation, cellular component: nucleus. Gene Ontology annotation, molecular function: chromatin binding; DNA binding. Gene Ontology annotation, biological process: chromatin organization; regulation of DNA-templated transcription. NCBI's taxonomy places the organism in Eukaryota, Viridiplantae, Streptophyta, Magnoliopsida, Asterales, Asteraceae. Bases 302 to 2476 code for a protein of 724 amino acids. The transcript has 11 exons. The record is from RefSeq and is a predicted model, not a curated record.
CACUGCCGUAUUAAACCUCCUCGGAGACUGCCGACCGUUGGCUGACCGGCGAUCAAAGCUAAACGAUGGAACUGAAGUAGACUGAGGUUGUUGAUGAUCAAAAUUGUAAGGAAAUUCAAUGAUCAUUAACAUAUCUCACUUCGAAUUUCGAAUUUCUUUCUUGAAAGAGCUCCAAUCGUGCAUCCAUUGAACUCAAUUUGUUUCCCGAUGUACACAUAUAUGUGUGCCUACAGAUGUGCAUUUUCUUUCUUUUGCGGCUCCAGAUCAUUGUCAUCAGCAGUUUGAUGCAUAGAUAGUCAACAUGACUGGAGCAGAGACGAAAGAAGCUCCUGAGAAUAUUGGAAAAUUGGUGCACUUACAAAGCAGCACACCAAAGUCAUAUGCAAAGAGAUCAAGAAAACUAAAACCCCAUGGGAACACCUUGAGUUCUCCAAUGUCUAAGAAAAAGCUUGUUGACCUUUUAACCAACAGCAAAAAGAAAGAGUUUAAACGUAGAAAUGCUUCUAAUAAAGCAAGCAAAUCCUUGAGCAAACCAUCUCUAGUGAGUUGCCAAAAUCAAAAGAAGCAAUUGGCUGCUACUGGUUCAAAUGAAAAUGAAAAAUGUGAAAAGGGGGAUCCCACUUCUGAGAAGUUUAAGCAGAGGCGAAAGAGAAAGAGGACAAACAACAAAGUUGAGGUUGACGAAGCUUCCAGGCUGCAAAGGCGGACGAGGUACCUUCUCAUUAAAAUGAAAAUUGAACAGAACCUUCUAGAUGCAUACUCAACUGAAGGCUGGAAGGGUCAGAGCCGAGAAAAGAUUAAGCCGGAGAAGGAACUUCAAAGAGCCAAAAAGCAGAUACUGAAAUGUAAACUUGGAAUCCGUGAUGCCUUACGCCAGCUGGAUUUACUUAGCUCAGAUGGAUGCAUUGAUGAAUCUGUAAUAGCUCCGGAUGGAUCUGUACAUCAUGAACAUAUACACUGUGCAAAGUGUAAGCUGAGGGAUGCAUUUCCUGAUAAUGACAUCAUACUGUGUGAUGGGACUUGCAAUUGUGCGUUUCACCAAAUGUGCAUUGACCCUCCCCUUUUAACUGAAAACAUUCCCCCAGGAGACCAAGGUUGGUUCUGUAAAUAUUGCAUUUGUAAGACUGAAAUCAUGGAGGCCAUGAAUGCACACCUUGGAACAAGUUAUCCCCAUGAUAGCAAUUGGCAGGAGAUUUUUAAGGUGGAAGCCACAUUACCUGAUGGUGGCAAUACUUUACUCAAUCAAGAAGAAUGGCCUUCAGAUGAUUCUGGCGAUGAUGAUUAUGAUCCGGACAGAGUUGAAAAACGUGACAGUAGUUGUAGCAGAGUUUGCUCUGAAGGCGAGUCUUGUGAUGAUGAUGCCAGCAGCAGCUAUAGUUUACAGUCACUGGAUGUUAAAGCUCUUGAUGAUGAAUCUCAGAAGUUAGAUAUGGGCCUUGAAAGCAUCUCUGCUGACUUAAUUGGUGCGGUUUCUGGUUCUGGUUCUGAUUGUGAAUUUGUGAGUGGUCGUCGACAACGUCAAGCGGUAGAUUAUAGAAAGCUUUAUGAUGAAAUGUUUGGAAAAGAUGCUCUUGCAAAUGAACAAGCAAGUGAAGAUGAAGAUUGGGGUCCUACUAACAGAAAACGGAGAGAAAAAGAGUCUGAUGCAGCUAGUACCCUAAUGACUCUUUGUGAAACUGAGGAGAAAAGUGUAAAAGAUGUUCCUGACACCUCCAAGGUUGACACAAACUUAUCGUGCAAAGAAACUAAACGAUCAUUUUUCAGGAUUCCAUCUGAAGCUGUAGAGAAGCUUCGCCUUGUUUUUGCAAAGAAUGAGCUCCCCUCUCGAGCUGUUAAAGAAGACCUUUCCAAGCAGUUAGGUCUCGACCUUGAAAAGGUUAACAAGUGGUUCAAAAAUGCGCGCUACCUAUCACUUAAAACCAAGAGGGCAGGGGAGGAAAAUCCAACUCAAAAUGAUGGUAUUUCUAUUUCAAAAGAAUCUGGAUCAGAACCUGCAAAGAAUGAAGCUAUUGAUGAAAUUCUAUCGGAGGAUAUGCCCACAACUUUGGCCCAUACACCUGGGAACGGACAUAUGAAAAAGUUCCGUAGGAGAAAGAAUCCUCAAUCACCAACUAGUACUGCAAAGCAGCAGCAGGUUGAAAGGGAGUUUAAUCUUACAACAUCAACUAACAAGGUUGAUGGUAAUGAAGAUCUUGGAGAUGACGACUUGAGCUUGAAAAUGUUAAGAGAAAAUGUGAAAAAGGAAAAAAUCAGAGCCGUUGACAUCGGUGGCAGCAGUGAAGGCGAUGAUCAACAAGCAGUAGCAGCAGCAGAAUCCCAAAUGGAGAAGCUUUGUUUUUUAAAGACAAAGAUGGAGAAACUAAAACAGGUAUUACUUUUGAGAACACCAAACCGAAGAGCUAAAACGACAGCAACAUCUAUUGACCAUACCAACACCAUCUUCGUUCCGGUUGCACACCUCAAGGAGAAACACUGAAUCUGCACAUACUCCACCACCCUUUUCACCGCUCGGCACCACUCUUCACCGCCCUUCAUGGGAGGCGGGUGCUUGCGGCUCUUUUCUAAACAGGAAAGAUCAGCUCAAAGUUGUAACAAGAGUUAAACCAGUUCCUUUAAACUAUUUAGCUAUCAAAAGAUGAAUUAUUAUAUAUAACUCAGUGUAUAAGUAUUUCUGUACAUGAGGUCGUCGAAAGACAUUACGGGUGCCAUUGGUUUUGUCGUAACCAACAUGACCGAAUCGAACUAACAUAUUGUCAGAUAACUGUUUAUGC